This is a messenger RNA of Panonychus citri (citrus red mite), 599 nucleotides long. RefSeq lists its product as uncharacterized. The transcript is spliced from 2 exons. NCBI's taxonomy places the organism in Eukaryota, Metazoa, Arthropoda, Arachnida, Trombidiformes, Tetranychidae. The record is from RefSeq and is a predicted model, not a curated record. Bases 86 to 499 code for a protein of 137 amino acids.
AUUAAAAGUAGAUUAAUUGUCACAAAAUUGAUUCAAUUGUUAACUGUUCAUCAGACGAGUAACAAUCAACCAAACUAAUUGAAAAAUGUUCAAAUCAAUCAUCUUAGUUUUAGCUCUUGUUGGCUCCUCAUUUGCUGGAAUCGUUGAUUUCCGAACCUGUGAGGGUAAUCUUAAUCCACCUCAAGUUGUAAGCAUCGAGGGAUGUGAAGGUUUCCAAUGUGAUUUCGAAGUUGGUUCAAAGGUUAACGUUCAAGUUGAAUUCGUUUCACCAAUUGCCGCUAAUUCAGUUGCAGCAAUUAGCACCGUCGGAACCGAAUCAUCAACUGUCCAAGCUUGUAAUUCUGGUCUUAAUUGUCCACUCGCCGCUGGUGAAUAUUACACCUACAAAGGUUCAUUCACUGUUGGACGAUCAAGUGUCUCAGCUAAAUCAUUAACUUACCAAUUGCAAUCCAACAAUCAAGCUUUGGCUUGUUUCACUUUCCCCGUUACCGUUGCUUAAUUUAAUCAAUUAACCAAGUUAAUUGUUCCUAUUUUCACCAAUCUAAUGUUUUCCUCCAGUUCCCAUGUUACACAAUUAAAAGAAAUCAAUUGAUUUUAAA